CUUCAGCUGGUGCUGCUUUCACUGGUGGGCGUGGCUGCCUGCAGCACCUCCCUCAUCGGGGCGGAUCGAGCGAGGGACGUGGAGCUGCAGUACACCUUCGUCGACGGCGCCGGGCAGAAGGUGAGGGAGGUCGAGGCCGAGCGCCUGGGCCUGUCCCUCCGGAAGCAGCCCGACUCGGAGCUGGACGUCGAGAAGGAGGUCAUUUCCGACGGCGAGGAAGCUUCUUCUGUCGACGCCGCCGACGCCCCGGCACCGAAAGCCGCGGCGCGACUGCGCUUGGCUCCGGCUGCCACGUCUGUCGUCCGACCCCGCUUAGCUCAGGCCGAGGCCGCCCCUCGAACUCGCCUCGUCCAAGCUGCUCCUCGGAGACAAGUGGACACUCGUUUCGUUCAAGUGGGAGCCGUUCCUGCUCCUCAGCCUGAGGUGGAGACGCGCUACGUUCAGGCUCCUGCCCCACAGCCUCAAGUAGAAACGCGUUUCGUCGAAGUAGAGGCCGUUCCUCCUUCUCGCCGUGAGGUGGAAACGCGUUUCGUCCAAGUGGAGGCCGUUCCUCCUCCUCGCCGCGAGGUAGAAACCCGUUUCGUCCACGUCCCCGUCUUCCAGCCCGAAGUGGAAACCCGUUUCCUCCUAGCAGAAGCUGUCCCUGCACCUUACGAAGUGGAAACGCGUUUCGUCCACGUCCCCGUUGCCCAGCCCGAAGUGGAAACACGUUUCGUCCAAGUGGAGGCCGUUCCUGCUCCUCACCGCGAGCUGGAAAUUCGUUUUAUUCAGGUCGGGGCUGCUUCUCGACCCGCCGUGGAAACUGCCUUCGUCCACAGCGGCGCCGCCCCGCUGACUCGCCUGCUGGAGCGAGACGACUACCCGUUCCCCGCCGGCCUCUCCGCGGGCCACCGCGCUCGGCGCCCCGCCCUCCGAGGCCACUUCUCCCACUCGUACGCCGGCGACAGCGGCGAGAAGUGA
Penaeus monodon (black tiger shrimp) is the source of this 960-nucleotide messenger RNA. RefSeq names its product translation initiation factor IF-2-like. Lineage: Eukaryota; Metazoa; Arthropoda; Malacostraca; Decapoda; Penaeidae. The record is from RefSeq and is a predicted model, not a curated record.